UAAAAAUAAAGUAUCGCGUGCAGAAAUGAAAAAUACAUCAAUAGAAUCACGUCGAAGCGCCCUAAGCAUGGCGAUUGCCGGACUUAGGUUGUGCGGGAUUUGGAGUCUGGAUUCAUCGAGCCCGAUUUUCCUAAAACUUUUAAAUAACAUUUCAAACAUUUUUGGCAUCACUGCGCUAAUUAUUUUUGUGGGAACGUUAACUAUAGAUCUAAUACUUAACUCUCACGAUCUUCUGAUUGCUACUGACGACGGAUGUUAUCUUGCUGGAAUAUCUGUCAUAGUAUUCAAAGUAUACAAUUUUUGCCGUCAUCACAAGAGAAUAAAAAACCUCAUAGACGCAACUUAUAGACCUAUUUAUGUACUUCAAAAGUCGACAGAUGUUGGACUGAAAAGAAUUUUAGAUACUACUGCUUACCAUCAAGAUCUAGAAUUUUGGUUUUUUGUAUUACUCGGUAGCAGUCUGACGAUAGCGUUAAUGUUUUUUGUGCCAACAAAAGACGGUGCUCUACCAAUACGAGCAGCUUAUCCAUUUGAUACAACAAAGUCACCAAUGUAUGAAAUAGCAUUUAUUCUUCAAUUCUACGCAGUAGCUUACGGUAUCAUGGCCAUUGUUUUUAUUGACACAGUGGGCUUAGGAAUCAUUAAAUGGAUAAAUAUCCAGUGCCUUAUUCUCGCGUCAAAUUACACAAAUUGUCGAAUUAAUAAAAGUAGAUUAAUCUCUUUAGAAUCUCACGAUAAUUUAUCAAUGAUCGCAUCUAUUGCUGAAGACAUUAAAAAUAUUAAUGAUGAUUACGAUGAAAAAGAACCAAAUAUCACAACAUUUUGCCCAUUCGACGAACCAGAUACUGCGGAAAUUAGCGAUUGUUUUGUCGCGCGGUUUAAAAGAUGCACAAAAAAUCAUCAACAGCUUUUGGAUACCGUUGACCAACUAAACGAUUGCUUUAGUAGCAGUAUGUUGAUGCAAUUAUUUGCGAGUUUUUCAAUGAUAUGCUUGACUGGUUUUCAGGCCGUUCUGGGCGCAACCACAAAAACAAGUUUAAUCAAAUUCGUCCUCUACUUGGGAGCAGCAUGUACGCAAUUAUUUAACUGGUCUUGGGUUGGAAAUGAAUUACUCUAUCAGAAAGUAACAUUACUAACAAGUCAAUGGACAUCUGGCUGGGAAAAUGAACUUGAUUCCAAUAUUAAGCCACUGUUAAUAAUGUCUAUGAUUAAGACAAUGAGACCUAUAGAGCUACAAGCCGGCGGAUUUUUUACCAUGUCUAUAGCAACAUUUCUUUCCAUUAUUAAAAGUUCUUAUUCAUUUUUUGCUUUGCUAACAACAUUAACCGAAUAAACAAAAACUGAUGAAAGAACUCAAAUAGUGAAUCGA
Messenger RNA from Microplitis mediator, 1369 nucleotides. RefSeq names its product odorant receptor 83a-like. Gene Ontology annotation, biological process: sensory perception of smell; detection of chemical stimulus involved in sensory perception of smell. Gene Ontology annotation, molecular function: olfactory receptor activity; odorant binding. The record is from RefSeq and is a predicted model, not a curated record. Gene Ontology annotation, cellular component: plasma membrane. Bases 26 to 1333 code for a protein of 435 amino acids. The transcript has 6 exons. NCBI's taxonomy places the organism in Eukaryota, Metazoa, Arthropoda, Insecta, Hymenoptera, Braconidae.